AUGAACGUCAUAUUUAAGAGAGCAGCGACUCCAAAAAAGAUCGACUUUGACUCGGCAGACCGCUCCAACGUGCUGCUCGGCUGUGGGGUAAGCGGCUCCGUCUGCAGCGCAGCCACCUUCAAUCAGGCAAGCGAGCGCGAUCUUACUGGUCGUCCAAGGGGCGUCUUUCGAUUCUUUGGCUCAGUCGCAGCUGAUCCUGUCCAGAUCGCGGGGCGGGAAGAAAAAGUGGCGUCGGUCGAAGCGAGCGAUUCAGCAGACGCUUUCUGA
This is a messenger RNA of Peronospora matthiolae, 267 nucleotides long. NCBI's taxonomy places the organism in Eukaryota, Oomycota, Peronosporomycetes, Peronosporales, Peronosporaceae. The record is from the annotation of a GenBank genome assembly.